AUGACCACUGACUCAGUAGUCCCGGGCCGAGACUUGGAAGCCGAAGCUCAAGUCUAUGUAAAGACAAUGGUAGAAAAUGUCAAGGCAGCAAAAGCCUUGUGCCCUUUAGACACGCCCGAAAAGACCGACCAGGUCGUCCCAUUUUGGGCCGGGUUUUACAAAGUCAUUGGCUUUACGACUCUCGAUAUUGAACUGGAAACAGCUGUUCUCUCUCAUCCAGAGAUCUUGAGUCUCAUGCCGGAUAUUAGAUACGUCAUGGGAGAGUGCGAGGGCGCCUUGGAAGUGACGUGGGCGGAGAGAGUUGCAGCUGCGAAAGACACGGCUGAGGCCUGGCAGAUCUAUACCACCACCCCCAUCCAUGAGUUCUAUGAAUAUGUCCUGAAAGCCGAGUGGUCGGGCCUCUUGUCCGUCAUGGACAAGGCCCCCGAGUCUAUCGCCAUUCUGGGAUCCGGUGCCAUGCCAGAGACAGCUGUUUGGGUGACCGGUUGGGCCAAGAAGCAUGCCAAAACUGUCAAAAUCCACAGCCUGGAGCUUCUUCCCGAUCGUCUGGAGAAGAGUAUAAAGGUCCUCGACAGACUUUGCGAGGAUACGCAGCACUGCACAUUUGAGGCGGGCGAUAUCAAAGACGCUCCUCAGGACCUCCGUGAGCAUGAUGUUGUUUACUUCAACGCCGCAGUUGGAUCAACGACAUUGGAGAAGGAGAAUAUCCUCCUUAGCGUGGUAUCUCGUAUGCGGUCGGGCGCGUUUGUGCUGACCCGAAGCACCCAUUCUAUCAAGACCAUGGCAUAUCCUCCGGCUAAGAUCCAAACUCAACGUCUGGUCAAGAGGCUGCGACCGGUCCUCACAUGCCAGCUGAAUGGCGAGACUGGGAAGAACGCGAACGCGAGUUUUAUCAUUUCCAGGGUAGUUUAGUAUACUUUGCACUCUCAGACUAUCUUGAAUAUUCUAUAAUUCAGAUUUUUUAGUCAUAUUCUCCAUUGAAUCUGAAUCGAUGUUGUAGCCUUAGCGAAUUCGGUCCUAUCUUAAAUGUUUCGGUCCCAGUAUUAGUCCAUUCACUGCAAAACGUGAAGUUAUCAGCCCAAUGCCGAUACAUACCUUACGUUUAUAUAUUACCAAAC
This is a messenger RNA of Fusarium redolens, 1118 nucleotides long. RefSeq names its product Nicotianamine synthase. The record is from RefSeq and is a predicted model, not a curated record. Gene Ontology annotation, biological process: nicotianamine biosynthetic process. Gene Ontology annotation, molecular function: nicotianamine synthase activity. NCBI's taxonomy places the organism in Eukaryota, Fungi, Ascomycota, Sordariomycetes, Hypocreales, Nectriaceae. The coding region runs from base 1 to 912 and encodes 303 amino acids. The transcript is spliced from 3 exons.